UGAAAAUUCAACAUCUGGAAGACGAGCUCGUCUUGUAAUGCAUGCAAGCAAUAGUCCAAUAGUAAUAAUUCGUGAUAGUGAACAUGACGAUCAAGGAAAUAGGUCAUCACAGGAACGUCAUGUGCGAGAAAGACGUUCAAGGUCUCCGUCAACAUCACGUCAACGAUCAGAUCCUAUUAAUUCUACUAUAGCUAAUUAUAGUACCUAUUACUCCGAUAGAGAUCGUGACGAUUUGUACUCUCGAAGUAGCAAUAAUCUUAGUUCUAUUAAAGACAAUGAAGUUGGAGAGUCAUCAAACAGAAUGGACCGAAAUCGUACUGUUAAUUUUCUGGAUGGAUUGCAAAUAUCGGAUACCAAUGAUUCUUCCAGAUACCAUAAUGAUGAUUCCAGAUAUAGAAGUGAUGAUUCUCGUAGUAUUAAAUCAAACAUCAACGACUUUUCCCGAUAUAAUGAUAAUGGAUAUGAUGAAACACCCCGAAGUUAUGAUCAUUACAAUCAAAGUUCACUGGAUUCAUCAUCUAAUGUUCGAAAUGACGGGACGUUUUAUAAUAAUUCAAAUAAUCGGCACGGGUUUGGUAAUCCCCUUUCUCAAAACAUAUUUAAUGCAUCACAUCACUCUGCACAAUGA
Molecule: messenger RNA, 628 nt
Organism: Racocetra persica
Lineage: Eukaryota; Fungi; Glomeromycota; Glomeromycetes; Diversisporales; Gigasporaceae
Source: the annotation of a GenBank genome assembly